Molecule: messenger RNA, 1482 nt
Organism: Linum tenue
Lineage: Eukaryota; Viridiplantae; Streptophyta; Magnoliopsida; Malpighiales; Linaceae
Source: the annotation of a GenBank genome assembly
AUGCCAGUGGCCAAGGAUCAAAUGGCUAUCUUCAGAUUCCGUUGCUUCUGCUUCACUAUUCUCCUCCUCUCCACAAUUUCAUCCAUCUCAUUCCUCUUCUGGUAUCAAUGCUCAGGUCCAUGUAACAGUUCUGAAACCCAGAUGCCAUGGCAGAAGCAAAGCCAAGCAAUAAAUCUACUCUCUCAUGCUUCUGCCUGGAAUCAUCUCUCUUUCUCUGCACAGCCACCACCAAAGCUCCUCAAAGUUGCACUCUUUGUGAAGAAAUGGCCUCAUAGAUCUCACGCUGGAGGGCUUGAACGCCAUGCUCUCACUCUUCAUCUGGCACUCGCCAGAAGAGGCCACGAGCUUCACGUUUUCACGGCCUCACCAACAGCCGCCAACAAUGCCUCCUUCCCCAGGUAUCCGAUGACCAAUUUACAUUUCCACCUCUCCCAACCAACAUCCGCAGGCUAUUUAGACCAAGCCAUAGUCUGGAAGCAGCUUCAGCUUCAGAACUCAACUUCCAGACCCUUUGAUGUGAUCCACACGGAAAGCGUGGGACUGCUGCAUACCAGGGCCAGAAACCUGACCAAUUUGGCCGUCACUUGGCAUGGGAUAGCUUAUGAGACUGUUCACACAGACAUUAUUCAAGAGCUUCUGAGAAGUCCUGAGGAGCCUCAAUCAUAUGCACUGGCGGAAAGAGUGAUGAAAGUUGUAGAUGAGGUGAGGUUCUUUCAAAACUAUGCUCACCAUGUUGCUACCAGUGAUCACGCUGGAGAUGUAUUGAGAAGAAUCUAUAUGAUCCCAGUAGAGCGAGUUCACGUUAUUCUGAAUGGCGUAGAUGAGGAGAUCUUCAAACCUGAUUCUGUAAAAGGGAUGGAAUUCAAAAGGAAGUUCGGUGUGCCGGGAAGAAAGACAUUAGUAUUAGGCAUGGCUGGAAGAUUAGUGAAGGAUAAAGGGCACCCCUUGAUGUUUGAAGCGCUGAAGCAGCUGAUAGCUGAGAAUGGCGCCUUUCGGAAUGAUGUUAUUCUUCUGGUUGCUGGAGAUGGUCCAUGGGCUGCAAGGUACAAAGAUCUGGGAGCUGGUAGUAUUAUAGUUUUGGGGCCAUUGGACCAUGUUCAGCUUGCCAGCUUCUACAAUGCAAUCGAUAUUUUUGUUAACCCAACGCUUCGAGCUCAGGGGCUGGAUCAUACACUGCUAGAGGCAAUGCUGUCUGGCAAGCCGGUGAUGGCUACACGAGUGGCUAGCAUCACUGGCUCUGUGAUUGUGGGUGGAGAGAUGGGUUAUACAUUCUCUCCCACUGUGGCUUCACUAAAGAAGGCUCUGUCCAAAGUGUGGGAAGAUGGAAGAGAGGUUUUGGAGAAGAAAGGAGAGGCUUGUAGACAGAGAGGUUUACAGCUUUUCACAGCUACAAAAAUGACUGCUGCUUAUGAAAGGUUGUUCCUUUGUAUUUCAACUGCUGGGAACAGGGAUGAACAAGAUCUUUGUCAAUAUCGUGGGUAA